AGUGUGCAGGGUUGAUUAAAAGGGACAUUGACCACAAGAGGAUUUGGAAGGAAGGAAGGAAAAUAGGAGGCAAAGAAAGAAAGAAAAAGAGGGAGAGAAGCAGGAGGUGGUGGCUGGAGGCAGAAAAAGCAGGAGAUGAGAAAAGAAAUAGGAGCCCGGGCCGUGAAAAGCUGCACAUGGGACCGGUAUAGAUAGAGCAGUAACAGCCCCAGGGGUCAUCCUCGGGUCUAGUUAAAUCGCUCUAUCUACCUUUAAUGCAUUUGCUUGUGCUUUGCAAAAAAAAAAAAAAAAGCGCUUCUGCACAUGUAAUUGCAGGAAGUAAAGGGCGAUGCUAAUGUAUCUAAACUAAGGGAGUCCCCGGCAACCCUUCAGAGAAAGCAGCUCUCCCAAGACGAGAGCAGCACUUCGGCUUGCAACGCGCACAGCGACUCGGAGAGACCCUCACCCGGAGGCUAAGCCAGAAAAAGCGAGCAACGGACCGAGUUCGGACCGACGGCUCCGCGCGCCCCUCCCCCGGCUCCAUCCCGCCGCUCGCCGUGGCUCUUCGGAUAGGGGCGCUUUGCGGAGCUGCCCCUCCAGCCUGGCCUGCCCGAGUCCUUCCUCAUGCUAGAUACGCUUCGCUCGCCGGUAGCCUCUCUCGCAUCGGACAUGGCAAUCUGCAAGACUGUGGCGUGGCUCAACGAGCAGCUAGAGCUGGGCAACGAGCGGCUGCUGCUGAUGGACUGUCGCCCGCAGGAGCUCUACGAGUCCUCGCACAUCGAGUCGGCCAUCAACGUGGCCCUGCCGGGGAUUAUGCUGCGCCGGCUGCAGAAGGGCAACCUGCCUCUGCGCGCCCUCUUCGCCCGGGGCGAGGAGGAGCGCGAAAAGUUCGCCCGCCGCUGCGGAACCGACACCGUGGUCCUCUAUGACGAGAGCAGCAGUGACUGGAACGAGAACACGGUGGGCGACUCUGUGCUGGGGCUGCUCCUCAAGCGCCUGAAAGACGACGGCUGUAAGGCCUUCUACCUGGAAGGGGGUUUCUGCAGAUUUCAGGCAGAGUAUGCCUUGCAUUGCGAAACUAAUCUAGACAGUUCUUGUAGCAGCAAUUCUCCGCCUUUGCCAGUCUUAGGGCUGGGCGGUCUCCGAAUCAGCUCUGACUCAUCUUCAGAUGUGGAAUCCGAUAUUGACCGAGAUCCUAACAGUGCCACCGACUCUGAUGGCAGCCCUUUGUCUAACAACCAGCCUUCCUUCCCUGUGGAAAUCUUGCCAUACCUCUACUUGGGCUGCGCCAAGGACUCUACUAACCUGGAUGUUCUUGAAGAGUUUGGCAUUAAGUACAUAUUGAAUGUCACCCCCAACCUGCCCAACCUCUUCGAAAAUGCUGGCGAGUUUAAGUACAAGCAGAUCCCUAUCUCUGAUCAUUGGAGCCAAAAUCUAUCCCAGUUCUUUCCUGAAGCAAUCUCUUUUAUAGAUGAAGCUCGUGGGAAAAAUUGUGGGGUGCUUGUUCACUGCCUGGCAGGGAUCAGUCGCUCGGUUACCGUCACAGUUGCAUAUCUUAUGCAAAAACUCAACUUAUCCAUGAAUGAUGCUUAUGAUAUAGUCAAAAUGAAGAAAUCUAACAUCUCCCCCAACUUUAAUUUCAUGGGACAGUUGCUCGACUUUGAAAGGACUCUGGGGCUGAAUAGCCCCUGUGAUAAUCGCAUACCCACCCAGCAACUAUAUUUUACCACUCCUUCCAAUCAAAACGUCUUCCAGGUGGACUCUUUGCAAUCUACGUGAGGCCCAACUGAUCACCAAUUCUUCCAACACUGGGUAUUGUGAGCAUUCCACAAUGCUUCUCUCUUGACAGCUAAAGAGAACUGCAAUUCUUUUGUGGGCCCUGGGUUUGGGCAGUAGCUGUCUCUGAUUCAACACAAUAAAGGUUACAAUAUUUGGAAUCUGCUGUUGGAAAAUGAGGGAUUUUGCUGGGUUUUCCCAGCAGGAAAAAAGACAGAUACCGCUUCAAGUGGGACAAUACAUUGUGCUCCAUGCACAAAAGACACUUAAGCAGUGACUUAAAAUAUAGGGUUGCCAAACAAAGAUGGGCAAGAAUGAACACUAUAAGUACACAUCCAUGUGUGUGAGACACUGGGAGAAAUGUAUUAUGUGCAUUUAUAAUAUAUUUUGUCUUCAGUGAAGACUUGAUUUUUUAUUAUUAUUAAUACUGAUUUAGGGAAGCCAAAGAGCGAUUUCAAUUUAAUGUAUUUUGUAAUAUCUGUUUGCAAAGACCUUUGAUAUACUCAGCUUGAUCAAUGUAAAUGUUUUCAAUCUCAGAUGACUGAAAUGAAAGUUGCAAGAGGAAUGCUUGAAAUGUAUUCUCUACAUUCUCCAGUGAUAAGUUCUUUUGGAGCACAAAUGACACAUCAUCUGCAGCAUGCUUAAUUUUAUUGUAGAAUUAGGCAAACUUUCUUGGGUUAUAAAUGAAUGUUGACCCCUUUGGGUUUGUUUAUUCAAUUUUGUGAAUGAAUAGUCUGUUUUACAGUUACAUGAUUUUUAUUUUGGAGUGUGUGUGUGUGUGAUGAAACUGGUCUCAUGAUUUUUGGGAGUAGGAGUCUUACCUUUAUAAAUAAUCCCUGUUGCAUACUUUAAAAAUGGAAAAUCAUUUCUUAAAAUGGAAGGAUAUAUAUAUGAUAAAUGCUAAACAGUGCAUUACCUGUGUACAAACACUUCAGGGAGCUUCACCUCAAAUGCAAUAUCUCGCAUUUAUUUUUGUAGAAAACUGGAAGGGUGUGUGAAUAUUGUGUACCUGUGUAAAUGCAAGAAGAUCCUGCACAUAAUUGUCAGUAAGAGAAAGUCUCAAAUUUGCUAGUAUGAAGU
Molecule: messenger RNA, 2835 nt
Organism: Thamnophis sirtalis
Lineage: Eukaryota; Metazoa; Chordata; Lepidosauria; Squamata; Natricidae
Gene: DUSP6
Product: dual specificity phosphatase 6
Biological process (GO): regulation of heart growth; peptidyl-tyrosine dephosphorylation; positive regulation of apoptotic process
Cellular component (GO): cytoplasm; cytosol
Molecular function (GO): protein tyrosine/threonine phosphatase activity; MAP kinase tyrosine/serine/threonine phosphatase activity; MAP kinase tyrosine phosphatase activity
Source: RefSeq, a predicted model, not a curated record